AUGGGCGUGGUGAGAUUAGCUUCUUCUACUUCUGCUUCUUCAAUGGUAGCCAUUGUUGCAGUAUUGGGAUUGGUCUUGAACUUGGCAGUGGUCUGCAAUGGAGGUAUAACAAGCACUUUUGUGAGAACAAUUAAAUAUAGCGCAGAUAUGCCGCUUGACAGUGAUGUCUUUCAAGUCCCUCCUGGCCAUAAUGCACCUCAACAAGUUCAUAUAACACAAGGAGACCAUCAGGGUAACGCAGUGAUCGUGUCUUGGAUCACUGCUGAUGAACCAGGCUAUAGUGGGGUGAUUUACUGGAGUGCAGAUAGCAAGAAUCAGACCGCUGUGGGCGUUGUUACAACCUAUACAUUCUACAAUUACACUUCUGGAUACAUUCACCACUGCACUAUUGGAAAUUUAUCGUUCAAUACCACAUAUUACUAUGUGAUUGGAAUUGGCAAUACUGAGAGGCAAUUCUGGUUUACAACUCCUCCUGAAGUUGGUCCCGACGUACCCUACACAUUUGGUCUCAUAGGUGAUCUGGGUCAGACCUUCGAUUCAAAUAGGACACUUACUCAUUACGAAUUAAAUCCACUCAAAGGACAAACAGUUUUGUAUCUUGGGGACCUCUCCUAUGCAAAUGACUAUCCAUAUCAUGAUAAUGUUAGAUGGGAUACAUGGGGGAGAUUCACUGAGAGAAGUGCUGCUUAUCAACCUUGGAUAUGGAGUGCAGGGAAUCAUGAGAUUGACUUUGCCCCAGAACUUGGUGAAACAAUACCUUUUAAGCCUUACACUCACCGGUAUUACGUCCCAUAUAAUGCAUCAGGGAGUACUGCCCCAUUUUGGUACUCAAUCAAGAGAGCUUCGGCAUACAUCAUAGUCUUGGCUUCUUAUUCGGCAUAUGGUCCAAGCACUCCUCAGUACCAAUGGCUUGAGACAGAGCUACCAAAAGUUAACAGGAGUGAGACACCUUGGUUGAUUGUUAUAAUGCAUUGUCCAUGGUAUAAUAGCUACUACUCGCACUACAUGGAAGGAGAAGGCAUGAGAGUGACGUUUGAACCGUGGUUUGUCAAGUACAAAGUCGAUAUCGUAUUUAACGGUCAUGUUCAUGCCUAUGAACGAUCUGAACGUGUGUCCAAUGUUGCAUAUAAUGUUGUGAAUGCAAAUUGCACUCCUGUGAAAGAUCAAUCUGCACCGGUGUACGUUACAGUUGGUGAUGGGGGAAAUCUCGAAGGCUUAUCGACGGUUAUGACAGAGCCACAGCCAGAUUACUCACUUUUCCGUGAGGCGAGUUUUGGUCAUGGAAUUUUUGACAUAAAGAACAGAACUCAUGCUUACUUUAGCUGGCACCGUAAUCAAGACGGAUAUGCAGUGGAAGCUGAUUCUGCAUGGCUUUUCAACAGACACUAUUAUCCUGUUGAUGAUUCAAAGUCCAUAAGAGCAUGA
Molecule: messenger RNA, 1425 nt
Organism: Prunus avium (sweet cherry)
Lineage: Eukaryota; Viridiplantae; Streptophyta; Magnoliopsida; Rosales; Rosaceae
Source: RefSeq, a predicted model, not a curated record